GAGUUGAUCUCGUCACCACGAGGUGGUCGAUUUUCUCAGACCGACAGCCAGUCAGAGAACAGCCAGACUGAACCAGGUGCUGCAUCUCCAGCCGACAUCAACUCACCCCUACAGGAAGAGAGUCAAGUUUUAAACAUCUGCCCCCCUCCAAACAAAAAACGGUGUGCAGCAGAAGAUUGUGAAAUGGAUCCUGGAGCUGAUUCUACAACAAACUGUGUUCAGUCUGAAGAGAGAACUUCUCAGUUUGGAUUUCUGGAGCUUUCUCAGAGUCAAGACCUUCGUGCAGAUGAAGACGUUGAUCAGCCAGACCAUGAGAGGCAAAGACAACCAGCAGGGCAGAGCAUCAGCUCCAGAACUUCAGAGAUACUGGACCACAAAGCAGCGAGGUCUGAGGUGAGCUCCAGCAGCUCCUCUGAGUCCCUGGGUGAGCCAGGCCGCCAACUGAGUGUCCAGGCUCUGCUGCAUUCUCAGAACCUCCAGUCUUCUGCACAGCAGGAUCGUGAGGUCCUGUCCUCACAGGAGGACUUGUUUGAUGCUGAUAAGUCAGUGGACAGCACCGUGUCUGAGCCGGAGCAGCGAGGUCGCCCCACCCCCACUCCAGCCCACACUCUUCACCUGCUGCACCUGUCCGGACAGGGAACUCUGGUCCAGGAAAGUUUAUCCCAGAGCUCCGUUGAUUAUGUCGCCCCCACCCCAGACAACUUCCCCCACACCCCUUUAGUUGUUUCGAGCUCACCAACUGAAGCAGAAAAUGACUGUGAUGAACCCAUGGACACCUCGCUCCCCCCUGACGACCGGGCGGGGGGAAAGGAGGAGCCGAUGGAAACUGAGGCUGCCUCGAAGCCACACCCAUCUACCUCUGCUCCGGGAUCCCAGGACCCCUCUGGUUCAGUGUUGGACCAAACGCUGUCGGUACCAUCCCAGCCGGAGUUCUCACACGAUGUGUUUGUCCGAAUACAGAGCCAGGGGUCGGAUCAGAAAUCAGCAUCGUUGCCUUGUCAGCCACAGUCGCAGCAGCAGGAGUGCACUUCGCUCACCUCCCCACUGCAGCUGUCUGUGAACACGGACGCUUGUGAUCCCCACAGUCCAUGUGUGAAGAGUCCGGAGCAGAUCGAGGAGGACAGCCAGGCCACACAGAUCGAAGAGUUCAGAGAUCCUCCAGCCGUUGACAGCAGUGACUCUGUGACUUCACGUCAUGACCCAACAAACCAGAGCGGCGCUGUUCCCUCAGAGUCACAACCUGCCUCCAGUUCCAAACCUUCCCUCUCUACUGAAACUGCACGGCAGGAGAGCGAGCGCAGCAGAGCCCAGCUGUCCAAUCAGAAUUCAGACGUGCACAAACAGGCAGAAAGUCCCUUGAAGGAACAAAACGUGACCGUAAAAGAUGUGAAAAGCAGCAACAGCUCCUCCUUUGAUCCGACUGCUAACAGCUGCGUGCCAGAAACUCCCUCUGACGCCACACCCUUCAGUUUGCCGUCACAGCCAGGGGCUCCUCGGACCGCUGCGGGUGUUGUGAGCUCUAAAGGCUUGAGAGGACAACCAGCAAAGACUCAUCCAGAGGGACAAGAACAGGACGCAGCUGGUGGUGGUUCCACACUUAAAGACAGGAUGGACAAGCAUGAACAGGGUGAUGUGGACGAGGAGGAGGUGAUGGAGGAGGAGAGCACAGGAGGAGCCUCAGGGAUCGCUCUGGUCCUCUCCCAGAGCCAGCUUCUGUCUCCUGAACCCAUGGAAGAGGAGGACAGCCAAGACACCAACCAGGGAAGCGAGAAGGACAGAAAGCAACCACAGACAGAAACCAGCCACUCCCAGCCAAUCAGAGGCAAGCCUCCGGUCUCUGCUAACGGACUCGGAUCUCAAACUGAGGAGAAAGAGGUGGCUCCUGAUGGACUGUCCCACAUGGACAAUGUGGACAAAGACAAAAGCCUGAGUGAAAGCUCCGGAGAAAUUUCCUUCCACUUCACGCUCCCUAAAGAAGGGGAGUUGAUUGGUCCAGUGGAGGGUGUCACACCGCCUCUGAUCAGCCAGCUGAAGAAGACUCUGAGACACAGCACUCCCAUCGAAUCUAACUUCUCUGGAAAGUGUGAUGUGGUGGCCGAUGUCUCCGCGGAUGUGGCGAUGGCUGCCAGCGAUGUUGCACCGAGUGGAGAGGACACAGGAGAUGGGAAGCUGAGUUUGAGGAUGAAGCUGGUGACCCCUGUGGAGGAGGGAAGCUCUGAACGCUUCAGUCUGCAGAAGCCAGUUCUGUCAGAGGAGGAGAGAUUCGUCUCCAAAGUGAAUCCUGUUUCCACGGCUGUCACCAGCAGCCCCUCUGUGUUCACUCGGGUCCGUCAGGCGCACCGGCAGCAGGAGGCAGUAGAGGACGGUCAGCCUGAAAGCAACACUACUACACCUGUCAGGGGGAAGCUCUUUUCCUCGCCAGCGAUGAGCUCCCAAGCAUCUUUGCUGGAGUGCAACAUCCUCCUUAACAGCCAGUCAGAGCUUUCACAACAGGAUGAGCGGUCAGCAUCGCAGGAGAACUGUAAAGGUCCCUUCAUUCCUGUUGACCCAUCAGAGGAGAGACCAAGACUGCCUGCAGGUCCAGACCCAAACCCCACGAACAGCACUGAGGUCGGGCCAGUUUCCCAGACGUCCAACAAGCACACCACUUCCAUGCCCCCCAGCAAGCUUCAGCAGCAGACCAUCUCCCAGCAGACCAGCUUGGAUGGACCAGGUCUGCGCUUGCCUCCUGGUCAGGGAGAAGCAGAUUCUCCAUUGUUUAAAAAAACUUCAACUUCGACCCACCAUAGACAUGUGCGCACCAUCCAGGAGGUGCGGACCACCAUCACACGGAUCAUCACAGAUGUGUACUAUGAAGACGGCAAAGAGGUGGACCGCAGAGUGACGGAGGAGCGUGAAGAGCCGGUAGUGGACUGUCAAGUCCUGGAGAGUGACGUGUCUCCAAGCCGCACAGGCCACAGCUCACUGACCUCAGGUGACUUGGGUGACAUCAGCUCUCUGUCCAGGACCUCCAGCCUUCAACAGAGCUCUGGUGGAACGAGCAGCAGCAUCGGCCACACCAGGCCGGUCUUCAUCAUGCCCCCCAGCAGAGGGACCAAGACUAGCAGUCCCAGGAGGGGAGGUGGGCAUCAACAGAGGGGUCACAGGGGUCAAAGGGCAGGGUCAGUGGUCACAAUGGGCAGAGGCGGCAGCACCUCCGGGUCCUGGGCCUUCGUCCCGCUGACCCCAAGAGGAAGGGCUAGAAGGGGCCGGCCCCCAUCCCGCUCCUCCUUGUCCAGGGGGGGUGGUGUUGGCUUGCUGCCGAGACUUGGUGCUCACAGCCAGAUACAUUCCUCAGACGACGGGCCCUACACCCAAACGUCACCCCCACGCAUCCCCGUCAGCCCCACCGACCCCGAACUGUCCAGCCGCUCAGACUCCCUUAGGUCGUCACCGGAAGAGGGGAGCUCGGCGAGGAGCAGCUUCGUUGGCCUACGGGUGGUCGCCAAGUGGUCAUCCAACAGAUACUUCUACUCAGGCCGCAUCAUGAAAGAUGCCGGCGAAGGAAGCUUCCGCCUCCGUUUCGAUGAUGGCUACGAGUGUGAGGUGGCGGGGAAGGAUAUCCUGCUGUGUGACCCCAUCCCUCUGGAGACAGAGGUUACGGCUCUGCUGAAGAAUGAGUACUUCAGUAUAGGUGUGGUGAAGGGCCACAAGACGGAGGGUCAGGAUCUGUUCUACAGCGUGGAGAUGGACGGCCAGAGGCAGUGGUACAACAGGACAGCAGUCAUCUUGUCCCUGGAGCAGGGGAACAAGCUGAGGGAGCAGCACAGCCUCGGACCCUACGAGCCCACCACCCCACUGACCAAAGCCUCCGACAUCAGUCUGGAUAACUUGGUGGAGGGGAAGAGGAGGCGUCGAGGAACCCCCGGGGGUCAGAACUCAAGCAGCUGCAGCCCCCGGACCCCCACUUCCUCCAGCAAGAGAAAGUUAAUGUCCGAGGAAAACCGGACUCCGUCCAAAAGGGGGCGCAGAGGAGGUGGAGCCAGAGCUGCUCCGCGGGUCGGUGUGUGUGACACCUCGGGCAGCGGCACUGACCUGUAUCCUCCGUGUGACGUGGCUGAGACUCAUGGCCCGCUGCCUCAGAACACGUCCCUCUUUAUGGGCUUCGCCUUCAUGCUGACGGCCUCAUCUGAGAGCGACCGCAUGAGCAACAAGGUCUCCAGUGAUCACGAUGAGG
Nematolebias whitei (Rio pearlfish) is the source of this 4216-nucleotide messenger RNA. It is a transcript of the gene tp53bp1, whose product is annotated as tumor protein p53 binding protein, 1. Lineage: Eukaryota; Metazoa; Chordata; Actinopteri; Cyprinodontiformes; Rivulidae. Gene Ontology annotation, molecular function: histone binding. Gene Ontology annotation, biological process: DNA damage checkpoint signaling; positive regulation of transcription by RNA polymerase II. Gene Ontology annotation, cellular component: nucleus. The record is from RefSeq and is a predicted model, not a curated record.